AUGUCCGCCUCUUUCAUUCCCGGGACGACAGCUAUUUCUGCAUCUGCAUCGACACCUGCGUCAUCAUCACUGUCCUCUCCACCCCCGCCUUCAGGGACGGGUACAUCUGAGGUCACAGGCUCGUCCGUCCAGACCUCGACGCUACUCCCCGCGCGAAGCGGCGCCACGCGCGGUGCCCUUCCUGCGUCCGCGGCGUGGGCAUGGACGACUACGUACGUGCUCCCUGCGCUUCUCGUGUUCUGCUUCUCCCGGGCGGGGGCGGCAAGGCGCGAGGGGGUUAGCGAGAAGGGCGAGGUACGCACGCAGGAGGAGGACGCGACUGAGUGGAGGGGGCCGGGCCAGGGAGAAGGAGGCGAGGCGAGAAGCAAACUCUAUGGACGAGCGGACGGACGCGGAGGUUCUUUCGGCUACGAACAGCCUGCAGAGGCUACAUCGCUACCCAGUUUUCUAUAUAAGACUUUUGUCUCGACCACUGCGAACUCGUCGCACCCAGGUCAGCCAACGAAGGCACAUGGCGCAAUACCACAAGCAGAGGCAGGCGUCCGUCUCUCUUCCGCAUAUCACACCACGCGCUCGCGUUAUCGCACCUCGUACACGUAA
Molecule: messenger RNA, 600 nt
Organism: Heterobasidion irregulare TC 32-1
Lineage: Eukaryota; Fungi; Basidiomycota; Agaricomycetes; Russulales; Bondarzewiaceae
Exons: 3
Coding region: 1-600 (199 amino acids)
Source: RefSeq, a predicted model, not a curated record